AUGUCGAUCGAGGGUUCUGAACAUGUUCCGACUGUCCCGCUCGGAAGAAAACAUUUGACAAUCCGAGCAGACCGUACCACCGUGUGGGCAGAAGAAACUUACAGUAUUACUUGUCCGACAAAUUAUAAGUAUAAGUCAGUUUGGUUGAGGAAGAACAAAAAUUAUAUUGCUUCAAAUCGUGGUAAACCAUGUCAUUUCGAGAAUGAUGUCAAAAGAUCGGACUACAGAUGUACAGCAAAAUCUUUUGGCUCUGGUUAUGUCUUGAAGUUAACGGUUGUGAAGGCUGAAGAUUUUUCAACGACAAUACAAUGGAGUUGUGUAGGGGUUUAUGGUCGAUUGUCAAACACAAAAUCUCUUCACAUAAGAGUUGUAAGAAAUGUUUCAGAUUUGCCACCCAUGUCUGACCAAUCCGCCUUAGAUGACACGACGAUUAUGCUAAUAACUGUAUGCAGUUCUGUUGCGGCCAUGGUUCUGUUUUUCACAAUGAUAAUCGGGAUGUAUAUGCAUAAUAAACCAAACGUAGAUCAAGCUCAAGGUCCUAUCAGGUCAUUAGCUAAAGAACAUGAUGGAUUUCCAGCUAACAACGACUACUCUAUUGCUCAGCGCCCAUCAUCACUCAAAUAUGAUUGGACAAUUGGAGAUCAAGAUUUUGAUAGUUCUUAUGACGCAGAUCCCAUUGAAGACACGCCAGAAAACAUCUAUCGAAACUUCAACGCCAGCAUGGAUUAUGGGGUCGUUAACAAGCCGGAUUCGUGGACUGAUAGAGAUCCGGAUUACAAUUCAAAUACAUUCUACGGGGAUGCUGUAUCAAAUAAUCCGAAUUUUGAUCCUGACAAGAUUUACGGAUUAGUAAAUAAAAGCCAACACUAACAAUAUAAAGGCGAGGGUCUAAAAAAUAAGAACAAGCAAAACAAUUCCAAUAACCAAAAAUCUUGUCCGAAGCAAGACAAAAUCGAGAGCAAUAGUUGUAUAGUUGUGGACUCCUCAAACGAGAAGCACCAUCAGGAUACCGGUGUUGUGAACGAUGUCGAAUGAUAGACACAAUAGAAUCCGGAUGACGUAAUCUCACACCGUUCACUUUUUGUAAAUAUAAGUCAUUAUUUUU
Lottia gigantea (owl limpet) is the source of this 1105-nucleotide messenger RNA. RefSeq lists its product as hypothetical. The record is from RefSeq and is a predicted model, not a curated record. The coding region runs from base 1 to 870 and encodes 289 amino acids. The transcript has 4 exons. NCBI's taxonomy places the organism in Eukaryota, Metazoa, Mollusca, Gastropoda, Lottiidae.